Molecule: messenger RNA, 707 nt
Organism: Monoraphidium neglectum
Lineage: Eukaryota; Viridiplantae; Chlorophyta; Chlorophyceae; Sphaeropleales; Selenastraceae
Exons: 1
Source: RefSeq, a predicted model, not a curated record
ACCGUGCCGCGUUGCGAAGUGGCGCCGGCACACCUGGCGGGGACGGACAUGCGCCGGCGGCGACAGUUCCCGUGGGGCAGGCUGACGCGCCGCCGCCGCUACCACCAGAGCUCUGGGCGACCGACGCGUGCUGGCGGCAACUGGGGGCGGUGGCAGGGUGGCAGGGCGAGCUUGGCGAGCCGGCCCUUGGCCUCUGGCCGUCCGCCGCCUGGAUGAUGUUGCUCCCCGGUGGCGGUGGGACAUCCAGUGCUCACCAAAGCCAGCCCAGCCACCACCACCGGCAGCAGCGGCAGCAGCAGCAGCAGCAGCAGCAGCAGCAGCAGCAGCAGCAACAGCAGCAGCAGCAGCAGCAGCAGCCCGAUCUCACGUUUUCGGACGCGUCCGAGCUCGUGGCCAGGGCGCGCCUGGUGCAGCAGGUGCAGCAGCUGCUGCUGCAGGGGCAGCUCGAGGGGGGGCCGGCGGCGCAGUCGCUGCUCGACGCGUUGGACCGCGCGGUGGCCGCCCUGGGCGUGCCAGCUGCGGCCGACGGCGGCGCCGCGGCGGGCGCUGACCUCGGCCAGCAGGAACGGCAGCAGCGGCAGCAGCGGCGGCGGGAGCGGGCGCAAGAAGAGGAGAGGGCGAUCGCAUUGUAUAGGGUCUGCCACUCGCUCUUGGGGUCGGGCGGCGGCUGCCAUGUUGUGGAAAUGGAGGAGGAGAGGCAGAGCUGA